Trichogramma pretiosum is the source of this 5233-nucleotide messenger RNA. RefSeq names its product protein lethal(2) giant larvae (gene l(2)gl). Bases 795 to 4502 code for a protein of 1235 amino acids. NCBI's taxonomy places the organism in Eukaryota, Metazoa, Arthropoda, Insecta, Hymenoptera, Trichogrammatidae. The record is from RefSeq and is a predicted model, not a curated record. Gene Ontology annotation, molecular function: syntaxin binding; GTPase activator activity; myosin II binding. The transcript has 18 exons. Gene Ontology annotation, cellular component: plasma membrane; cortical actin cytoskeleton; cytoplasm. Gene Ontology annotation, biological process: regulation of establishment or maintenance of cell polarity; regulation of Notch signaling pathway; establishment of spindle orientation.
UAUACAUUAUAAAAAAAAAAAAAAAUACCAUCGCACAGAGGCCCGACAUCGUGUGUCGGUAAAAGAGCGUCGUCGUGCAGCGAGCGAGCGAGCGAGUUUGUUCACUCCGCUGCAACACAGCACGGUGUGUGUUAUAUACCACCUAUAAACCUUUUACUAUACAUAAAGCCCUACAGCAGCAGCAGAGGAGCCUGCGAAUAUAUAGUAGUGUGUGCGUGAAUACGACGACGGCGAGCCUACUACAUAAGUGUGUGUGCCGUGUUCGUGUUCCGUGUGUGUGUUUCUCUCUUGGUGCCUCUCUGUUGUAUAGUAUAGCAGCAGCGGCCGCACCGAAAGCGACGCGCCGCGCCUUUCUCUCUCGUUUUUCACUACAUGUAUAUAAUAAGAUAUAUAUAAAAUAAUAUAAUAAGACGAGAGGAGGCACAUUUUAUUUAUACGCAAAGAUAGAUGUUGAAGUGCAGAGUCUCUAGACGUGUUUGUAUCUCUACAUGUGAAAGUGUUUUGUGUUUUUGAAGAAUCAUCUGUCCGUCGUUUUUCUUCACACAACACGACUUUCGACGCAGUGUCCCCCCACAAGGAGAGAGGCGCGGCAAAAUUUGAUCGAUGCCAAUUGAGCAGCGCGAACGACAACCGCAGCAGCAGCAGAAAGGGCUGACGACGUUACAGGAAGGAUAAUAUUGAUACACAAAAGUAUAUAAAAAAUCGGAGCCGACGCUCGCGGAGCGAGCCAAGACAGAUCAUACAGCCGAGUGAGAGAAGAGCUUUUACGGUAACACACACAUAAACGCUCGAAAAUGCUCAAGUUCAUCAGAGGAAAGGGUCAACAGCCCGCGGCCGAGAGGCAGAAGCUGCAGAAGGACCUGUUCGCUUUUCGCAAGACGGUUCAGCAUGGCUUCCCAAACAAGCCAACGGCCAUCGCAUGGGAUCCGAGUCUCAGGCUCAUGAUAAUCGGCACGGCCUCCGGAGCCAUCAAAGUUUUUGGCAGGCCUGGAGUCGAAUUUUACGGACAGCACUCGGGCGAGAGCGGCGAAGUCGCCGUGACCAAAAUCAUCGCACUGCCUAAUGAGGGCCGUGUUAUAUCGCAAUGCGAGGAUAAUUCGUUGCAUCUAUGGGAAAUAAACGAAAACUCCGUGAUCGAAACGAAGUCGCUCCACAACGAGGGCAAGCUGAAAAAAAUAUCAGCCAUGUGCUUGGAGUCGAACGGCGAUCAUCUGCUGCUGGGUACCGAGGGCGGCAACAUCUAUCUGCUGAAUCUCAAGACCUUCACGAUGUCCGACCAGAUCAUCUAUCAGGACGUCGUUAUGCAAAACGUGCCGAAAGACUUCAAAGUCAAUCCCGGCGCGGUCGAGGGUAUCGCCGAGCAACCUGGCCAUCCGGACAACAUCCUCAUUGCCUAUCAGCGCGGCUUGAUGGUGCUCUGGAACAAAGCCACACCCGGUGCUCAACAGCUCAUGGGUUUGUUUUCGCGUGCACAGACGUUUAUCUCCCAGCAGCAGCUCGAAUCGGUCCACUGGGUGUCCGAGACGCGCUUCGUCUUCUCGCACAACGACGGCAGCUACGCCUUCGCGACGCCAGGCAGCGAGCAGAUACAGGCGCCGCAGACGCCCUACGGACCAUAUCCUUGCAAAUCGAUUAGAAAAAUCAUAGUCCAUCCCAUGGCAGACGGCGACGAGCUCAUUAUUUUCUCGGGCGGUAUGCUUCGCGGGCAUCACGGCGAUCGCCAGACCAUCACCGUGAAGAAGGAGAGCCCCGUCGAGGAGGAAGAGUCGGACAAGAAAAAAGCGAAAAAGCCCCACGUCACGUUCGAUUUCACCUCGAAGGUCAUUGAUUUCUUCACGAUAAUGCCGAAGCAGAAACAGGACAACGAUGACGGCGAGAACGAGGAGAAGCCGAAGAACAAAGUGUUGGAGCCCGAGGCUCUCGUCAUCUUGGCCGAGGAAGAGAUCGUCGCCAUCGAUCUUACCGAUCCCGAUUGGAAGAUGAUGUCACUGCCUUACCUCGUGUCGCUGCACGCCAGUGCCGUAACCUGCUCUCAACACGUGCCCAAUGUACCGGAAGAGUUAUGGAACGCCCUCGAAGCCGCCGGAAAAGCUCAAACCGGUCACUUGUACUCCGAUAAACCGUGGCCCAUCGACGGUGGCGUGUUGCUCUGCAAGAAACCCGCCGAUCCCGAAAAGCCGAAAUCCCGCGAACUUCUGCUAACCGGACACGAGGACGGCACCGUACGUUUCUGGAACGCGUCGGACGUGUCGCUCACGCCGCUCUACAAGUACAACUCGUCCGUUUUGUUCACGGGCGAGCACCUCUUCGCGCUCGAGCCGCCCGCAGAGGACGAGGACGAGGACGAAUUUCCGCCGUUCCGCAAAGUCGGCAGCUUCGAUCCUUACUCCGACGAUCCUCGCUUGGCCGUGAAGAAGGUCUUGCUCUGUCCGCAGUCGUCGACUCUGAUAGUCGCUGGCACCGCGGGACACGUAAUCGUGGCCAAAGUGGUCGCCGAGGAGGCCAAGGACGUCAUGACCAAGGCAACAUCCAUGAACAUCGUCAACGAUCGCGACGGUUUUGUCUGGAAGGGCUACGAUCAGUUGCCCGUGCGCAACGAAAAGAUCGAUUAUCCGGCUGGUAGUUUUCAUCCGCAGAGCUUGCUCCAGAUACACCCACCGGCGGCUGUCACGGCUCUGGCCAUGCACAGCGAGUGGGGUCUGUUGGCGGCCGGCACAGCCCAUGGACUCGCCGUGUUCGACUACGUUAGGAACAAAGCAGUCUCGGUCAAGUGCACUCUGAAUCCUAACGAUCUUUCUGGUGCCGGAGACACGCCGAUUUCUCGCAGGAAAUCGUUCAAAAAGUCUCUCAGAGAGUCAUUCAGACGAUUGAGGAAAGGUAGAUCUCAGCGCAGAGCAACGACAACGACUGGAAACAGUCCUCCUCGUGCAGGAGCGCCUGCGGAACCGAAAAAGAAAGAAACACCCAGUUUACCAUCUUCCCCGAGCGGUGAUCCCGCUGUAGAUGUAAAACCAGUUGAACGACAAAUCGAAGCUAGACCAGUUGACGAUGCUCUGGGUUCUAUGGUCAGAUGUCUUUAUUUCGCAAGAAGUUAUAUUAUAAGCAUGCAAAAUACGACGCCAACUCUGUGGGCGGGUACGAAUAACGGUACAGUAUACGUGUUCACGCUGGGCAUACCGGCCGGAGUUCGACGCACCGAGGAGGACGUCAUUUGCACGCUCGGCAAAGAGAUCCAACUGAAACAUAGAGCACCCGUCAUUGCGAUCAAUAUACUCGACGGCUCGAACAUACCCCUGCCCGAGCCCUUCGAAGCCGAAAAGGGCGUGUGUGCGGGUCCCGACAUGGCCUCGCCACAUCGCGUCGUUAUCGCCAGCGAGGAGCAGUUCAAAAUUUUCAAUCUGCCGUCGCUCAAGCCUUUCUGCAAGUACAAGCUCACGGCGCACGAAGGAUCGCGCGUACGUAAAACCGGCUUCGCCAAAUUCACGUGUCCCGUCGAGCCCUCGGGGGUUCAUGAAGAGACGUGCCUGCUCUGCCUGACGAAUCUUGGCGAAUGUAUCGUUCUCAGUAUUCCCGAACUUAGAAGGCAACUCAAUGCUGCUACUAUUAAGCGCGAGGAUAUAAACGGUAUCUCCUCCUUGACCUUCACAAAAUCUGGCGAAGCCUUUUAUCUACACUCGUCGUCCGAGCUCCAGCGUAUCUCCUUGUCAGCGUCGAAAGUAACGAAAGCGCACUGUGCGCUGAAUCUUCCACCAAAUGCGAGAACAGUAGAACCAGAAAUUCCAACCAUUGAAAUUGAUCAGCCAGAAGAAGAGGCGCCCGCUGUCGAAACUGAAACCGUGGAAACUAAAGUCGAGGAACCCGUCGUGGUGGAAAAAGAACCGGUGACGGUACCUAAGGUUAUUAAUGAAAAUGGUGUUGCUUCAAAAAAAAUAGCAUUCCUGACGACGUAUAUUUCAGCAAAUGGAGAAGAAUCACCUAAGAUGAAACCAGCAGCGAGUACCACAGAUAUCAAUGGCGAUGAUGACAAACAAGAUCUCAGCUCGCUGGGCGACAUCACCAUUGAUAGUGUUAAAGAUCACUUACUUAACAGUUCACUGUUCAAAAACGUCGGAUCAUCCGAGGACUUGCAUAGCCGUUUGGCUGGCCUUAAGAUGGAAGUAACAUCACGCACUUCUGAAAUAUCGACACAGAAUCAACAGGUAGUCGUUAAAACGACGACUGUUAUAUCGCAGCAAGCUGCAACUAAUGGAAUCACAACCAAUGGUGACGUCGAGACAACUGAAACUCAGCAUCAUAACGCUUCAGAGGAACUUAAUAGCACUACAGUAGAAAAAGAGCUGACCACUGGUACAGAAACUACAACAACGCAUGCUACAAUCACGUUACCUCCUGGCGUUGAGCUUAGUGCAGCCGACUUGGAAAACUUCGAAAUAACUACCACAACGGUGACAACUGAAAAGUCAAAAGCACCCUUAGCUAGACCAGAAGAGGUUGGAUCGUAAAUUAAUUAAAUAAAGAAAUUUUGAUGAAUGAUUCCAAGAAAAGACUAAACAAUUUAAAAAGAGACGACUAUAUAAUAGAUUUAAUGUAUGUAAAAGAAUAUGCAAAUAGAUUUUUAUGUGAAUUAUUAAAAAAUAAUAAUUUUUAAGUGCUGAUAAUGAUUAAGCAUAAACUUAACUGCCCAAGCUGAAGUGCUACAGUGAUCAAAGUGUAUCGAGAAUUAUAAUGAAAAUAUUAUAAAAUUGUGGAUACAUACCUAGCAUGUAAAGCGAGUAUUCACACGUUUUUUUUGUCCAUUGCAUUUGUGUACGUCCAUGCUUGAUAGCAAUUAGUUUUUAAAAUUUUUGCACGCUAAAAUGAUUUUACUUUGAUUGAUGAAUUCUUCGAUCGUAAUGUUAGUUUCAAGCAAUUAAUGAUAUAUAUUUAUGAGCUAUAAUUUAUAUCGUAACGUUUCAUAUGAAAAAUAAUAGUUUUUAAGGAGUGACAUCGAAUUUGUGUGAAAAUAACUCUGUUAUUGACAAUUUUAGUAUAAGUAGUACAAUACUGCAUUUUAAAAAAAAUAGAUACAUGGAAUUUCAUAUUCAAAAAUAUUUGCUUAAUAUGGUACUAUAAAAGAUGUAUGUUUACUUAAGUUGGUAACAAAUAGAUGUAUUGUUAAUGAUGUGUGAAUAACUCUUAUUUUAAUGUGAAAGAAUUUUCGUUUUUAUAUAAAAUUUUACACAGAAACAACUUA